AUGGCAUACCACCCUUUUAUCUUUCGUGGCUUGAAAUCUAUUACCCCACAAGACCCUCAGCAACGUUCGCUCAUCCAACUUAUCCAAAAUAAAAUCAGUGUUUAUUCGCCUCAUACGGCUGUUGACAGUGCCAAAGGAGGAGUCAAUGACUUUUUGGCCCGUGGUAUCUCUCUGGGAUCUCAAUUAGCCUCGAAAGAUAUCAUACAGCCAGAUUCUCAAGACCCAGAAUGUGGCAUGGGAAGACUCAUUCGAUUUGAGUCGCCGGUUGGUUUAGAACAAUUGGUGGAAAACGUGAAAAAGAGUCUUGGAUUGAAGUAUGUUCAGGUUGCUUUAGGGGCUGGAAAAGACAAAAACCAUAAAAUUUCAGCCGUCGCUAUCUGCGCCGGUUCCGGAGGAUCGGUUUUCCGCGGAGUGGAAGCAGACCUUUACUUUACCGGCGAGCUUUCUCAUCACGAAGCAUUGUACUUUAAGGAACAAGGCUCUUCAGUAAUUGCAUGCAACCACUCCAAUACCGAGCGUGCUUUUCUUGCUGAUCUUAAAACUCAAUUGCAACUGGAACUUCCUUCGGCUACAAUCUCCAUCAGCCAGUGCGAUAAAGAUCCCUACGAGACAUGGUAA
Messenger RNA from Meyerozyma guilliermondii ATCC 6260, 618 nucleotides. It is a transcript of the gene NIF3, whose product is annotated as Nif3p. Gene Ontology annotation, cellular component: cytoplasm; mitochondrion. The record is from RefSeq and is a predicted model, not a curated record. Bases 1 to 618 code for a protein of 205 amino acids. The transcript has a single exon. NCBI's taxonomy places the organism in Eukaryota, Fungi, Ascomycota, Pichiomycetes, Serinales, Debaryomycetaceae.